AUGGUGGAGAACCUUUGGUAUCAUGUACGGAAUCGCAUGACCCUAUACAUCGGUCCUUUGAUAGCUGCCACAGUUAUACUAAUUGACUGGAAUCACACGAGAGAGUGGAAAAAGAACGGUCGCAAAUCAGUUCUUGAUAAAUUUCUUCGCGAUGAAGAUGACGCCUCAGAUGAUUAUUCACUCAUUGUAUUUUGUGAGCACGUAACUAUGGGCACCUUUACGAUCACUUACUUCUUACGCAAAGCUGUUUGGGAUCACAAAUACAUGUGGGCUGCUGUUCCAUUCAUCUACUAUUUUGGUAAAUGCUGGGACGCAGCAGGCUACCAUAAAGUGCAGAUGAUGAAGGGGCAUAGCAAGAUGUAUGCCAGUCGAAUUGCCGCAAUCCCGGCGGGUGAAGACGUUUGGCGAUAUUAA
This is a messenger RNA of Anisakis simplex (herring worm), 414 nucleotides long. The record is from the annotation of a GenBank genome assembly. Lineage: Eukaryota; Metazoa; Nematoda; Chromadorea; Rhabditida; Anisakidae.